Habropoda laboriosa is the source of this 489-nucleotide messenger RNA. RefSeq lists its product as uncharacterized. The record is from RefSeq and is a predicted model, not a curated record. The transcript is spliced from 3 exons. NCBI's taxonomy places the organism in Eukaryota, Metazoa, Arthropoda, Insecta, Hymenoptera, Apidae. Bases 1 to 489 code for a protein of 162 amino acids.
AUGUUUCGUUCGAUUGCUGUUGUCCUCUUCACGGCCCUGCCACUGCUUCAGGCUGCUUGUGCUAUUGAUAUUUCCCAGUAUAAGAACGUUCAGUUGGAAUUCAACGACAACGAUGGUGUGCCACGGACAAAGUUGUUGGGUUUGAAUCCUGAAGAACGCGGACCCGGAUUCAUCGGAGACUUGGUCGUCGGUCAACGUUACUCAGAUGAAACAAUUUUCCGUCGAGUGAUCGAAUUCGAGAAUCCAACCAGCACUGUUCAAGGAACAACUCUGAGUUUAAGUAUCUCCAACGGAGUUAUCCACUAUAUCAGCGCAAGGAACGCGCAAGGCAGUUACGGGGUUAUCUGUGACAAUCCAAACGUCUUAGGAGCAUCCAAGAGCAGCAUUAACCUUCGAGUACCUCCGAAUUCGACAGCCAUGUUAAGUCUGAUCAUUGCGGCGCAUAGCCAAGUGCAGCGUAAAUCGAAGUCAUACAUGGUCCAAGAUUAA